AUGGAGACGCGGACCGAGGACGGGGGCCUCACUCGCCGCCCCACGCUGGCCUCGUCCUGGGAUGCCACGGGCAGGGUCCUGACCCACAACCUUCUUCUCACCCGGGUCCGUCUCCGCGCCCGCGACUUCUCCUGGGGGGAGCUGCAGGCGCCACCUGCUCCAGGGUGCGCCGGGCCGAAGGGAACGUGGUCGCUGCGCUGGCGACUGCCGCGCUCCUCGGGAAGCUGUGAGGGGAGGCGAGAGAGUCUGAGCCCUGGACCCGGGAGAGCAGUUGAUGCCGGGUCUCUGCCGGGGAGGGGGGGCUGCGAGGUGGGGCGAGGCCCCGGGGCUUGA
This is a messenger RNA of Callithrix jacchus (white-tufted-ear marmoset), 333 nucleotides long. NCBI's taxonomy places the organism in Eukaryota, Metazoa, Chordata, Mammalia, Primates, Cebidae. The record is from RefSeq and is a predicted model, not a curated record.